GAGUUGCAAGAAAACCUGAGCACUUCCCCAGUAACCACUGCAUCAGGAGAAAAACUCCCGAUAAGCAGAUGUUGCUUAGGCAGCAAUCAGCCAGGCAGUCUGUGUGUGUGUGCGGAGGGGGAGAGGGAUGGAGAGAGAGCCAGGCAGACAGGUAUUAAGGCACUGUGGUGAGUAUGUGUGUGGCUGCAAAGGAUGGCAAACUGUGUGUGAGAAAAUGACAUAUGAGCAAAACCAAGCUGCUCUGCUGCGUAUUUUAUAUGCAUUUUUAAGAGAAAGCAGCAAGAAGAAACCAGGAGCGAGAGACUGAAAAGACAAGGCAGGAAUGACCAAGCAAUUGCAUGUCUGGGCUAACAGCAGCAUAAGGCAAGGAAUCCAGGCAUCAGGGAAAUCAUUUAAAGCCAUAUUGAUUCAUUUUGGAGAAAGCUGGCACUGGAAACCCAAAGGAGCCUGCACCCCUCAGUGCGUCACCUCGUCCCCAGCAACCAGAGCUGCCGUGAGGGCGUGCCCCAGCCAGGCAGCGCCUCCAGCCAGCCUACAGAGCCCUCAGGCAACGCCAGAAGGGGAGAGGGAGAAAGAGGGACAGGGGGAGGGCAGCGGAUCAAUUGCUGAAAUUCAGCAGCUCUGGCCAUUUCCAGAGAGCUGGGAGCGUUUGGAGGCAGAGCGGGUUCCGAGCCCAUCCAUCUCCUCGACAGACAGCAGCUCUUCCCCGGGAGCUCUGCCCGGCCCCUGUCCCCGGCGGCGCACAAAGCAGGGCCGCGGCGGAGAGGAGCGUCCGGGCCUGGGCGGUGCUGGUCCUUGCGUCCGCAAAGGGAAAAUAAGCGGGUUUAGUAUUCUGUACGAAAUCCUAUGUGUUGGGGAAAGAAAGGGUGGGGGUUUCUACAUGAAACUCUCAGGUGUUGCCUGCACUGCUUCCACUAAAGCAAGCAUUGUGUCAGGUGGGCCUUUGCUCUUUGGAUUUGUACUGAUACCUUAA
This is a messenger RNA of Vidua chalybeata, 973 nucleotides long. RefSeq lists its product as uncharacterized. The transcript has 2 exons. Lineage: Eukaryota; Metazoa; Chordata; Aves; Passeriformes; Viduidae. The record is from RefSeq and is a predicted model, not a curated record. Bases 323 to 973 code for a protein of 216 amino acids.